Molecule: messenger RNA, 187 nt
Organism: Papaver somniferum (opium poppy)
Lineage: Eukaryota; Viridiplantae; Streptophyta; Magnoliopsida; Ranunculales; Papaveraceae
Product: 60S ribosomal protein L39-1-like
Exons: 1
Coding region: 34-186 (50 amino acids)
Biological process (GO): translation
Cellular component (GO): cytosolic large ribosomal subunit; ribosome
Molecular function (GO): structural constituent of ribosome
Source: RefSeq, a predicted model, not a curated record
UUCUUCCUCAGCGGCCGCACCAAAGCAGCGAAAAUGCCUUCCCACAAGUCAUUUAUGAUCAAGAAGAAGCUCGCUAAGAAGAUGAGACAAAACAGACCUAUGCCUAAUUGGAUCCGUAUGAGAACUGAUAACACCAUCAGGUACAAUGCUAAGCGCAGGCACUGGCGCAGAACCAAGCUAGGGUAAG